Molecule: messenger RNA, 1334 nt
Organism: Eublepharis macularius
Lineage: Eukaryota; Metazoa; Chordata; Lepidosauria; Squamata; Eublepharidae
Gene: PDZK1IP1
Product: PDZK1 interacting protein 1
Exons: 4
Coding region: 96-452 (118 amino acids)
Source: RefSeq, a predicted model, not a curated record
CCUGCCUUCUUUUGAGAGGGCACAGUCCCAUGCCUCUUCUCACAGCAAGAAACUCAGGGUGCUGAUCAAGAAAGCGACAUCUCUCUGGGGCAGGCAUGAAUGCUCUUCUGGCUGUUAGUUUUUUCCUUUUGGUUGGUCUAGAGCCUGUGAACUGCCAGACAGUUCAGGGGAGACUUCAGCCAUGGUUGCAGGGACUCAUUGCACUGACUGUGUUCUUGGCUUUGACAGGAAUUGUCUUUAUCAUCCAUAAAUUCUGGUGCCAGGAUAAAGAGAAUGAUCCAGAGGUCUUGAAUGAGGGCAACAAGGCAGACAUGACCAUUCCCAAUGGUACAGAAGGAAAUUAUUCUACAACUGCUGCAAAUUUCAGGUGUGAAGAAGGCCACCAUGUGUAUCAAAACACUAUCGAGAAUGAUUGUGGAAAUACAAUUGAAGUUCUUUCUACUGAAAUGUAGCAUAAUCCCUGGACAUCACUUCUCGAUUUUUGAAAAAAGAAUCUUCUCCAUAUUACAAACUCUAUACCCCAUACAUGAUAAUACCAAUUCUUAUCAUGAAUUAUUGUGUGUGGAUUUAAUUGCUCCGCUAAGGCUGAUUGCCCUGUGAAACUCAAAGAUCUUCCUUUCUGUUCAAACUUCUGCAGAUUGGAUCUUUUCUGUGUUAAGGGCUAAGUUCUAAGGAGGCUCUAGAUUUUUCACAUAAGGGGCCCACCACUGGAAUCUUGUACUUUUAAAGAACCUAUCAGAUGUGGCCUUCAUUCCAUACCCACCUAUCAUCCCUACCAAGUUAGUACCUUAGCAGCUUUUGCUGAAUUGCAGUAGACAGCCUCUAAAUCCAUUGGUAAGACUUCCAUAAACCACUGGGAUGUUCUAACUCACUAUAUGAGGAUUUCUUGGCUAGAAGUGGCUGAUCCUCCAUGACAGUAAUUCCUUGUAUCAUGAUUCAUGGCCACGUAACUUAACAAAGGAGGAAGCAGUUACGUAGGAAUUGUGAGUAGUAUUCAUGGAGAGGAGUAUACAGUGAUCCUCCAAGAGACUGCGACCAUUUUAUUUUUAUUCCUUUAUUGAAUUUCUACAGAGACCCACCUGUUACUCGAGUUUGGAGAAGAGCAAUAUGAAGCAGUAUGGCUUAUCUGCUUUCUUCCCACACCUACAUCAAACAAGUGGAUCGAUUUGUUACAUUCUACUGCAUCUUGUCUGUUAUUUAUUGGAUAAGGGUUUUCAUAUAGCACAUUUUUUCAAUAUAGGAAUAUACUCCAUUUAUAAUAUGCCAAUAUUAAAAUGAUUUAUCAUUCAAUUCAUAUUUUAAAAUUUGAAAUAAAUUAAGAAAUGUAUUUGUAA